Messenger RNA from Prosopis cineraria, 918 nucleotides. Its product is annotated as acidic endochitinase SE2-like. Gene Ontology annotation, molecular function: chitinase activity. The coding region runs from base 1 to 918 and encodes 305 amino acids. Gene Ontology annotation, biological process: carbohydrate metabolic process. The record is from RefSeq and is a predicted model, not a curated record. Gene Ontology annotation, cellular component: extracellular region. Lineage: Eukaryota; Viridiplantae; Streptophyta; Magnoliopsida; Fabales; Fabaceae. The transcript has a single exon.
AUGGCUUCCAAAAGCCAAGUUCUCGUUCUCUUUCUUUCUCUCCUAACAUUGUCCUCCUUCAUCAACCCCUCUCAAGGUGGCAAAAUGGCCCUGUCCUGGGGACAAAACACAGCAUCGAUUGAAGGCACCUUAGCAGAAGCAUGUGACUCUGAUCUCUACGACAUCGUCGCUCUGGCAUACCUCCACGUGUCGGGAAGCACAAGAUCCUUAAAUUUCGAUGACCAUUGUCCUAACGGCAAUUGCGAAGCCUUAGCAUCGCAAAUUCAACACUGUCAAAGCAAAGGCAAACAAGUCUUGCUUUCUGUCGAAAUAGACAAAUUCGAUGCACCCGAUUACUUGGCAAAGUAUCUUUACAAUAACUUUCUUAGUGGCCAAGAUGGCCCUCUCGGAGCGGUGACCUUAGAUGGCAUCAAUAUUGCAAAUAUUGAUUACAAUUCUGAGCCAUGGGUCGACCUUGUGGAGGCAAUCUCUAGUUAUUCGAUACAAGAGAAAAAGAUUUACAUAUCAGCAUCCCCGCGUUGCGAUAUCACCACCUUCGACAACGCAAUUGCUACUGGUCAUGUAGAUUAUCUCUGGGUUUUAUACUACGGCCAAUAUGAAUCGUGCGAAUAUUUAGGAAAUGGCGACUUCACAGGGCUUAUUAAUUCAUGGUGGAAAUGGACGUCCAAGAAAGACGUGGCUGAUAGCUCUCUGUUCUUGGGCUUAGUAGCGUCAAAUGAUACAGCUGCAGCAUCCUAUGGUUACAUAACACCAGAAGAUCUCAAUUCUAAGAUUCUUCCGAUCGUGAAGGAAUCUUCAAAAUAUGGUGGAGUGAUGCUCUGGAACAGGUACUAUGAUAAGCUAACAAGCUAUAGUUCUAAGAUUGACUACGCUACUGCAUCACAGAGAUUCAACAGUCUCUUGGCCAAAUCUGCGUAA